This is a messenger RNA of Nomascus leucogenys (northern white-cheeked gibbon), 3271 nucleotides long. RefSeq names its product solute carrier family 39 member 10 (gene SLC39A10). Gene Ontology annotation, biological process: zinc ion import across plasma membrane; intracellular zinc ion homeostasis; positive regulation of B cell receptor signaling pathway. Bases 97 to 2793 code for a protein of 898 amino acids. The transcript has 10 exons. The record is from RefSeq and is a predicted model, not a curated record. Gene Ontology annotation, cellular component: membrane. Gene Ontology annotation, molecular function: zinc ion transmembrane transporter activity. Lineage: Eukaryota; Metazoa; Chordata; Mammalia; Primates; Hylobatidae.
ACCGGCCCCGUGCGCGGCGGAGACUGCGAGUCCCGGGACGGCGUGGGGGUAGAAAGGGAGAACAGAACCGGGGAGUCGGGGCUGGUUCCCUCGGGGAUGCGGGCGCUGGGGUUCCCGCAGCUGCUGCAGUCGGCGGCGGCGAGCCGAAGCAGAGCGCGUGGUGGGCAGAGUGUUGGGCGCCGCGGCUCCCCGUGUGCGGUCUGGGCUGCUGCGGGCCGCGGGAUCGGGAGCCGGCGGCGUCCACUUCGCGUGGGGAGCCUCGCGCCCCCCUCACCCUCCUGUGGAGGAAAAAUAGAAAUGAAGGUACAUAUGCACACAAAAUUUUGCCUCAUUUGUUUGCUGACAUUUAUUUUUCAUCAUUGCAACCAUUGCCAUGAAGAACAUGACCAUGGCCCUGAAGCACUUCACAGACAGCAUCGUGGAAUGACAGAAUUGGAGCCAAGCAAAUUUUCAAAGCAAGCUGCUGAAAAUGAAAAAAAAUACUAUAUUGAAAAACUUUUUGAGCGUUAUGGUGAAAAUGGAAGAUUAUCCUUUUUUGGUUUGGAGAAACUUUUAACAAACUUGGGCCUUGGAGAGAGAAAAGUAGUUGAGAUUAAUCAUGAGGAUCUUGGCCACGAUCAUGUUUCUCAUUUAGAUAUUUUGGCAGUUCAAGAGGGAAAGCAUUUUCACUUACAUAACCACCAGCAUUCCCAUAAUCAUUUAAAUUCAGAAAAUCAAACUGUGACCAGUGUAUCCACAAAAAGAAACCAUAAAUGUGAUCCAGAGAAAGAGACAAUUGAAGUGUCUGUAAAAUCUGAUGAUAAACAUAUGCAUGACCAUAAUCACCGCCUACGUCAUCACCAUCGUUUGCAUCAUCAUCUUGAUCAUAACAACACUCACCAUUUUCAUAAUGAUUCCAUUACUCCCAGUGAGCGUGGGGAGCCUAGCAAUGAACCUUCAACAGAGACCAAUAAAACCCAGGAACAAUCUGAUGUUAAACUACUGAAAGGAAAGAGGAAGAAAAAAGGGAGGAAAAGUAAUGAAAAUUCUGAGGUUAUUACACCAGGUUUUCCCCCUAACCAUGAUCAGGGUGAACAGUAUGAGCAUAAUCGGGUCCACAAACCUGAUCGUGUACAUAACCCAGGUCAUUCUCAUGUACAUCUUCCAGAACGUAAUGGUCAUGAUCCUGGUCGUGGACACCAAGAUCUUGAUCCUGAUAAUGAAGGUGAACUUCGACAUACUAGAAAGAGAGAAGCACCACAUGUUAAAAAUAAUGCAAUAAUUUCUUUGAGAAAAGAUCUUAAUGAAGAUGACCAUCAUCAUGAAUGUUUGAACGUCACUCAGUUAUUAAAAUACUAUGGUCAUGGUGCCAACUCUCCCAUCUCAACUGAUUUAUUUACAUACCUUUGCCCUGCGUUGUUAUAUCAAAUCGACAGCAGACUUUGUAUUGAGCAUUUUGACAAACUUUUAGUUGAAGAUAUAAAUAAGGAUAAAAACCUGGUUCCUGAAGAUGAGGCAAAUAUAGGGGCAUCAGCCUGGAUUUGUGGUAUCAUUUCUAUCACUGUCAUUAGCCUGCUUUCCUUGCUAGGCGUGAUCUUGGUUCCUAUCAUUAACCAAGGAUGCUUCAAAUUCCUUCUUACAUUCCUUGUUGCAUUAGCUGUAGGAACAAUGAGUGGAGACGCCCUUCUUCAUCUACUGCCCCAUUCUCAGGGUGGACAUGAUCACAGUCACCAACAUGCACAUGGGCAUGGACAUUCUCAUGGACAUGAAUCUAACAAGUUUUUGGAAGAAUAUGAUGCUGUAUUGAAAGGACUUGUUGCUCUAGGAGGCAUUUACUUGCUAUUUAUCAUUGAACACUGCAUUAGAAUGUUUAAGCACUACAAACAACAAAGAGGAAAACAGAAAUGGUUUAUGAAACAGAACACAGAAGAAUCAACUAUUGGAAGAAAGCUUUCAGAUCACAAGUUAAACAAUACACCAGAUUCUGACUGGCUUCAACUCAAGCCUCUUGCCGGAACUGAUGACUCAGUUGUUUCUGAAGAUCGACUUAAUGAAACUGAACUGACAGAUUUAGAAGGCCAACAAGAAUCCCCUCCUAAAAAUUACCUUUGUAUAGAAGAGGAGAAAAUCAUAGACCAUUCUCACAGUGAUGGAUUACAUACCAUUCAUGAGCACGAUCUCCAUGCUGCUGCACAUAACCACCACAGUGAGAACAAAACUGUGCUGAGGAAGCAUAAUCACCAGUGGCACCAUAAGCAUUCUCAUCAUUCCCAUGGCCCCUGUCAUUCUGGAUCUGAUCUGAAAGAAACAGGAAUAGCUAAUAUAGCCUGGAUGGUGAUCAUGGGGGAUGGCAUCCACAACUUCAGUGAUGGGCUUGCAAUUGGUGCAGCUUUCAGUGCUGGAUUGACAGGAGGAAUCAGUACUUCUAUAGCCGUCUUCUGUCAUGAACUGCCACAUGAAUUAGGUGAUUUUGCAGUUCUUCUUAAAGCAGGCAUGACUGUAAAGCAAGCAAUUGUAUACAACCUCCUCUCUGCCAUGAUGGCUUACAUAGGCAUGCUCAUAGGCACAGCUGUGGGUCAGUAUGCCAAUAAUAUCACACUUUGGAUCUUUGCAGUCACUGCAGGCAUGUUCCUCUAUGUAGCCUUGGUGGAUAUGCUUCCAGAAAUGUUGCAUGGUGAUGGUGACAAUGAAGAACAUGGCUUUUGUCCUGUGGGGCAAUUCAUCCUUCAGAAUUUAGGAUUGCUUUUUGGAUUUGCCAUUAUGCUGGUGAUUGCCCUCUAUGAAGACAAAAUUGUGUUUGACAUCCAGUUUUGACCUUUCCCAGUAAUCACUGUUGAUUACGAGAAUGUUUGUUACCAUGCAGCUUUGCAUCUGUUCCUUGUACUGUAUGCACGUUGCUCAAAGGAAAGUCAGUGGCUUGCACUACUUACAAGUUUCAUAGAUUUGAGCCUAACCACAAAAGGCUGGUGCUUAGUACUGUUUUCCCUGCACGUAGGGGUCUUUUAAAAAUAUAUAGCUUGUGAUAAAGAGAGGAGAAUACGGGACUCCAUGAACCAGUGUUGAUAUGUUUGAUUAAGACUUCACAAAAUAAUCAUAUAAAACACUAGUCUCUUUAUUAGUAGAAACUUCUGUGGCUAUGCAGAAAUAGAGAUCGAACCAAAAAAAAAUCAUUUAAACUUUAAAAAUAUUUUAAAUGGACUUUGGGGAGACAUUUUUUUUGUGUGUUUUAAGAAUGAAUUGUAGUGCCCUUUAAUUCAGCUACAUACAUACAUGUGGUGAUUGAUAGGGAAAU